Molecule: messenger RNA, 3472 nt
Organism: Triticum dicoccoides
Lineage: Eukaryota; Viridiplantae; Streptophyta; Magnoliopsida; Poales; Poaceae
Exons: 4
Coding region: 99-3308 (1069 amino acids)
Biological process (GO): DNA transposition
Molecular function (GO): transposase activity; zinc ion binding; DNA binding
Source: RefSeq, a predicted model, not a curated record
GUAGUUUAUAUGAAGACAUAUGGAAUGUUAGGAUCCAUUUUGACAAUAAUGAUCUGUUAGAGAGGAAAUUAAGCUCUUCAGAUGUGACAUAUCUAAAUAUGGUUGCAUUGAUGGAAACCCAAGGCUUUAGUAUUGAUGAUUCACUGAUGUUUUACAUGGAGACCCCAGGAGAGCAGGGCUUGGAAUUGGUUGAUAGUAAUGUUAAACUACAGUUGAUCAAGAGGCAGAAUGAGGAGAGUUUGGUGCUUAAUUUGCUAUUUAGGGCUUGUCCACCAGCUGUCAGUGUACCACAGAAGGGUUUUGUACGGAAGCAAAAUUUAGAUAUAACUGAAUAUUCUGAGCCUGUUGUUUUUUAUCUUGCCGAUCCUCCUGUUUAUGCUGUUGAUCAGCAAGGUGUUGCUUAUGAAGGUCAGAGUAGCAGUUAUAUUGCAGCUGUAGGCCCUGCUGUUUUAACACAAGAGAGCAGGAGUGUUCUAAAUCCCAAGUUAAAAGAAGUUGUGGAAGAAGAACAAGUUGGCUAUGAUGGCAGUUAUGCAUGUUCAUCUGAAGGAUCUGAAGGGCAGUAUGAUAGUGACAUGGGGGAUUUAAGGCCUAACUAUAAUGAGGAAAUGCAUGAUGUUGAAGACAUGGAGAUGGAAGAGGAAAAUAGACAGAGAGAGGAAGAAGUACAAGAGCAACAUGAGGAAGAAACAGAGGAUGAAGAAUCAGAAGAAGAAUUAGAGGAUGAAGAACAAGUGCAUUAUGAGGGUGACACAGAGGUAGAGGAAUUAUUUGAGUUGGAGGAUGAUGACCCUAUUGUUCCAGAAGAGGAGGAAAAAAUAUAUGUGCCAGCAAAGAAGAAGCAGAAGUUGCAAGUAAGGAGGGGACCAACAACAAGGUCACAUUCCAGUGUUUUAGAAGAAGUGCAACCUGAUUGGAAACCAUCAUCAGAUGAAGAAGAUGAUAGUUUAUUGAAGGACAGUGAAGAUGAUGGGUUUGAGCCACUAGCAUUUGUGCUACCUCAAAAAAGAAAGAGUAGGGCAAAGAAGAGGCCAGCUAGAGUAUGGUACAAUGAGGAUUUGGAACAACCACACCAACAACUAAAACUGCAUAUGUGCUUCAAAGAUCAACAUCAAUUCAGAGAUGCUCUGUUGAGCUUGCACAUCACUCAGUGCAGAGACUUCAAGUAUCACAGGAACUCAGAUCAGAGGAUCAUUGUGCAUUGCAAGAAUGAACAUUGUAAGUUCUGCAUUGUGGCAGCUGUUAUAAAAGGGGAAAACACUUUUGUAAUUAAGAAGAUGAGGAUACAACACACCUGCCCUAGUUCUACUGAAACAAGCAGGGUAAGUGCAAAGUGGCUUGCAAAGCAAUAUGAGCCACUAUUCAGAUCUGAUGUCAGUACUAGCAUACAUACACUUAUUGAUGCCUGCAUGGAAAAGUAUGGUGUGGAUGUGCCCAAGGCUAUGGCAUAUAGGGCAAAAAACUUAGCUGUUGAGGCUGUGUUGGGAGAUCAUAGGAAGCAAUACCCAAGGCUGAGAGACUAUGCUCAGACUGUGAUGGAUACAAACCCUGGGAGUAGAGUUAUAGUCACCACUGUAACUCCAAAAGCCACUGAAAAAAUCCCACAUCCAGGACCAAGAUUCCAUGCCAUGUUUUACUGCAUCAAUGGAGCAAGGGAGGGAUUUCUACAGGGCUGUAGACCAUUCAUUGGUAUUGAUGGAUGUUUUAUCAAGCUGACCACUGGUGCACAAAUCCUUGCUGCCACUGGUAGAGAUGGCAAUAACAACAUAUACCCACUGGCAUUUGGCAUUGUUGGACAAGAGGACAAAGCAAACUGGUGCUGGUUUCUACACCAACUGAAGAUUUGUCUUGGAGGAGAAGUUGGACAGUAUGGUCCAUAUACUAUAAUGUCAGACAGACAGAAGGGGCUAUUAUAUGCAGUGAAUAGAGUUUUUCCUAACAGUCAUCAAAGAUUCUGCUUAAGACACAUAUAUGCAAACUUCCAGAAUGCUGGCUUUAGGGGGGAGGACCUUAAGAAGUGCAUGGAUAAUGCCAGUUAUGCAUAUAAUGAACACAAAUUUAAUAAAGCAAUGGAUGAUCUCAAAGCUGAGAGUGUGGAAGCUUGGCAGUGGCUUAGUGCAAUACCCAAGAAAACAUGGGCUAGGCAUGCAUUUGACACAAAUAGCAAGACUGACUUGGUUGUCAACAAUUUGUCAGAGGUGUUUAACAAGUACAUCCUAGAUCAUAGGAAAAAACCAAUAAGAACUAUGUGUGAUGGCAUAAAGGAUAAGCAGAUGGUUAUGUGGCACAGGAAUAGAGAGAGUGGAAGGGAAGCUAGAUGGGAGAUCACACCACAUUACAGUGAGAAGUUGGAGAUUGAAAAGGAAAGGGCCAGGUACUGCAAACCCAUUCAAGCAGGUGUUAACUUGUGGCAAGUAACUAGUGGUGAGCAAACACAUGCUGUCAAUUUGGAAGUUGAAACCUGUGGUUGCAGAAAGUGGGACCUCAGUAGCAUCCCAUGUAACCAUGCCAUCUCAGCAAUCAACAAGGCAAAAAGGUUUCCAGAGGACUUUGUAAGCAAAUUUUUCAAGAAACCAUAUUAUUUGGCAGCAUAUGAACCAAUGAUAUAUCCUGUCCCUGGUGAGCAUGACUGGACAAAGACCCCAGGUCCAGACAUAGAACCACCAGCAUUUAAAGUGAAGAAAGGAAGAAGGAAAGAGAAGAGAAUAAAGGGAAAAUUUGAAGUUCCAAAGCCAAAGUCCACCUCAAGAAUGGGGACAAUAACUUGUAGCAAUUAUGGAUUACAAGGGCAUAAAUACACAAACUGCCUUAAACAGUUGAAACCUGAGUUGGCCUUAAGAAAGAACAAACAUGUGCCUGCUGGAAGGAAUUCACAAGCAAGAGGUGUUGCUCCUACAGCUCCUGCAACAACACCUAGAGCUGCUUCAGCAACAGCUAGAUCUCCUGCACCAACAACUAGGGCUCCUACACCAACACCUAAAGCUCCUACACCAACACCAAGAGCUGCUCCACCUGCAAAAACUAGGGCUCCUGCUGCAACACCAGGAGGAAGAACUGGAAGUGCUGCUGGUAGAGGUGGUGGAAGUGGUGCUGGUAGAGGUGCAGGAAGAAGGGCUGGUGGUGGAAGAGGAUCUGGAAGAGCAUCUUCUAGUGCUCAAUCUUCUGCUGGGAGAGGUGCAAAUUCUUCAAGGCCUUUCUCUGCCCCAAGGCAGUAUGGUGCCUCAACUUCUAGUGCUCCUCCACCAACUGAUGGCACACACACUGGAUGGAUGGCCUGGUUCAAUGCUAGUAGAGGUGGCAGAAGGUGAUGCAAACUUCUGUUGAUUCUACAAUGUGCACCUGCUACAAUGUGGCAUGUUAUCUUUUGGUUUGAUGCCACUACAAUGUCUUGUAUUCCUGCUACAAUGUGCUUUAUUUUGGUUUGAUGCCACUGCAGUAACUUGUGCUGCUGCUACAAUGUGAUUUAUUUUGG